GUCGCUCUGGUUGUAUCAUUCUACCAGCGGGUCGUCCGCUACAUCUGGAGGAUCAGCGCGGACGGCCACACGGUGCGUCGGACAAUGAACAUCGUCCCACGGACUAAAGUCAAGACCAUCAAGAUGUUCCUCAUGCUCAAUUCGGUCUUCUUCCUCACCUGGACGCCGUUCUACAUCGCCCAGCUGUGGCACCCGAGGGAGUCUGACGGACCCAGCCGGCAGGGGCUGCUGUUCUUCACGGCCAUCGCCUGGAUCUCCUUCAGCUCCACGGCGUCCAAACCGACCCUGUACUCCGUCUACAACGCAAACUUCAGAAGGGGCAUGAGGGAGACCUUCUGCAUGUCGUCCAUGAAAUGCUACCGCAGCAACGCGUACACCAUCACGGCGAGCUCCCGCAUGGCCAAAAAGAACUACAUCGGGGUGGUGGAGAUCCCAGUGCAAGCAAAGACGGUCGCCAAAGACGCGGUUUACGAUACAUUUGACCGAGAGGCGAAGGAAAAGAAGGUAGCCUGGACAAAUAAUGCCAACCCUCCGAAUACUUUUGUCUGAGUUUGGACGAUUUUAAAACUGAGAACACACAAAAACUCGACUGAAAUGUUAUUCAACAGC
Molecule: messenger RNA, 609 nt
Organism: Plectropomus leopardus (leopard coralgrouper)
Lineage: Eukaryota; Metazoa; Chordata; Actinopteri; Perciformes; Serranidae
Source: RefSeq, a predicted model, not a curated record